Molecule: messenger RNA, 330 nt
Organism: Macroventuria anomochaeta
Lineage: Eukaryota; Fungi; Ascomycota; Dothideomycetes; Pleosporales; Didymellaceae
Exons: 1
Coding region: 6-293 (95 amino acids)
Source: RefSeq, a predicted model, not a curated record
GAGAUAUGAUAACCGCAGGGCAUUGCUUCGAGGAGGCAAUCCUAGACUUGUUCACGAAUCAAGAUGAUGGAAAUUGCAAAUAUAUCUGUAGCGUGGAGCCAAUGAUUCUUCGUUUUUCGAAGUCGAAUACCGGCCAACAACAGCUUGAGCGCAUGCUAGCGUCAGCCUCGUAUGUUCGCUUGGAGAUUAUGUGGGCUUGUACAUGUAUCGAGGAUAUGGUAAUUACAGUGUUCAACACUUGGUUUCGGGCUGGUGGGGAGAGGGUCUGGAUGCAGGAGCACGCAGAAACGUAGGUGAAGGCAGCCGUGCCGUACCGCGUCCCGUACCAAG